Messenger RNA from Batrachochytrium dendrobatidis JAM81, 1801 nucleotides. RefSeq lists its product as uncharacterized. Gene Ontology annotation, molecular function: magnesium ion binding; phosphoglucomutase activity. The record is from RefSeq and is a predicted model, not a curated record. Gene Ontology annotation, biological process: carbohydrate metabolic process. Lineage: Eukaryota; Fungi; Chytridiomycota; Chytridiomycetes; Rhizophydiales. Gene Ontology annotation, cellular component: cytosol. The transcript is spliced from 16 exons. Bases 1 to 1659 code for a protein of 552 amino acids.
AUGGUUGCUAUUUCAAUGGUUCAAACGACUCCUUUUAAUGACCAGAAGCCUGGCACAUCUGGUCUACGCAAGCGAGUGCGGAUUUUCCAGCAGCCCAAGUACACAGAAAACUUUGUACAAGCCAUUAUGACUACCAUUGAGCCUACUUUGGGAACUACUCUUGUUGUUGGUGGUGAUGGUCGCUAUUUUUCUGCCGAGGCCAUUCAAGCCAUCAUUCGCGUGGCUGCUGGUAACAAGGUUUCCAAACUGAUUAUUGCUCAAAACGGCAUUCUGUCAACCCCAGCUGCAUCCAAUUUAAUCAGAAAAUUAAAAGCAACCGGAGGCAUUUUAUUAACAGCAUCGCACAAUCCUGGUGGUCCCGAAAAUGAUUUUGGAAUCAAAUACAACAUUGGGAAUGGUGGACCUGCUCCCGAGGCAAUCACUAACAAGAUUUACGAAGUUUCAAAAAGCCUUGCUCAUUUUUCAGUUGGAGAUAUCCCCGAGAUUGAUCUUUCAAUUAUCAAGACUCAUGUUUUUGGCACUUUCACUGUUCAAGUUGUUGAUGCAGUCGAUGACUAUGUUGCUCUUGUCAAGGAAAUUUAUGAUUUUGAUUCCAUCCGCAGCUUUUUCAAACAAUCGUCUUUCAAGUUUUUGUUUGAUGCAAUGCAUGGCGUGACGGGGCCGUAUAUAAAACGCAUUUUUGUCGACGAACUUAAGCUUUCAGAGAGCUCCACCAUGAACUGCACUCCCAAGAUGGACUUUGGUGGCGGCCAUCCUGAUCCAAACUUGACGUACGCUCACGAACUCGUUGAACGCGUUGAAAAAGAACACUUUGAUUUUGGUGCUGCUUUCGAUGGUGAUGGUGAUCGUAACAUGAUUAUUGGAAAAGGAACGUUUGUAAACCCUUCGGACUCUGUUGCCGUCAUUGCCGCCAAUGCCGAGACUAUUCCUUACUUUAAAAAGUCGGGUGUCCAUGGUCUUGCUCGUAGCAUGCCUACUAGUGGCGCCAUUGAUAGAGUUGCCCGUAAGAAGGGGUAUCAAAUAUUUGAAGUGCCUACUGGCUGGAAGUUUUUUGGAAACUUGAUGGACUCUGGAAAGCUAUCGAUUUGUGGCGAGGAAAGCUUUGGAACUGGAUCUGACCACAUUCGUGAAAAGGACGGAAUAUGGGCUGUUCUUGCCUGGUUGUCCAUUUUAGCCGAGGCAAACAAGACAAAGCCCGGCUCUUCACUUCAAGAUAUUUUGAAUACUCACUACUCUGAAUAUGGACGUAACUAUUUUUCCAGAUACGAUUACGAAGAAGUUGACAGUGAGGAUGCCAACAAGGUCAUGGCCCACUUAUCUGCCUAUAUCAACGGUAAAAGCACCAGCCUUGUUGGAAAAACUUUGAAUGGGUUUACCGUCACUGCUAUGGAUGACUUUACGUACACCGAUCCCAUCGAUGGCAGCGUGACUUCUAAACAGGGGAUUCGUGUGAUUUUUGAGGAUGGAUCUAGAAUUAUUUUCCGUCUUUCUGGCACUGGCUCUCAAGGCGCUACAAUUCGUCUUUAUGUUGAAAAAUACUCGGUGUCUGAUUUCCAUGUGCCUGCUCAAGAUGCCAUCAAGGAGCUAAUCAAGACUGCUUUGGAGAUAUCUAAACUUGUCGAAUUUACCAAGCGUGAAUCGCCAACUGUCAUCACAUGAAAGCUUUUGAACCUGGCAUCAUUGCAUAGUUGUCAGAUGCUCCAAAGACUGUUGGUACCCUUUAAAAGAAAGUGUCCAGCCACGUUGAAUGAACUCUGUCAUGUUAUUGACUGCCUAUUUAAAACACAGCUAUUUUAUCAGU